Fusarium proliferatum ET1 is the source of this 2187-nucleotide messenger RNA. RefSeq lists its product as uncharacterized. Bases 1 to 2187 code for a protein of 728 amino acids. Lineage: Eukaryota; Fungi; Ascomycota; Sordariomycetes; Hypocreales; Nectriaceae. The transcript has 3 exons. The record is from RefSeq and is a predicted model, not a curated record.
AUGGAUCCUUUGUCAAUAACCACAGGCUGCGUAGGUCUAAUUUCGACUAUCGGCACGCUUUCUUUAUCCAUUAAUAGCUUCGUGCGUACCUGUCGCGAAGCUCGUAAUGACCUAGAUCGAGUAGUAAGAGAGCUCCUCUCCCUACAGACAGUCCUUGAGCUCAUUAAAGAUGCAAUUGACGAGGAUAAGACAUUUCCUAACACUCUUGCAUACCAUGUUUCAAAUAUUUUGGCCAACUGUCAUUUAGUCGUCACCGAGUUGCAAGGCUGUGUUACGAAAUACGGCAACAAUCGACUAAAGACAAAGGCCAGCUGGACUAUCAGUGGCCAGGGAGACGUUGCGAAAUUGCGGUCAAAUUUAGAGGCUCAUAAGGCGGCACUGGAAUUGGCUCUUGAUAUGCUUGCGCUGCAUACGGCUAAAGCAAUAAGAACAGACACAACAGAGAUCCGGAAUGAUACAUCAGCUAUAAAGGAUGGUACGGCUCAAAUUUUGCAAGAGAUCAGCCAACUCCAGGCACAGCUAUCAAAUCGAGAUGACUAUAUCCUGCAGAAAUUUCUAGAAGAUAUGACGACAUACACUGAGAACGACUUAGAUGGAGCAUCUAUCGAUUGGAAAAGUUCUAGUACAUGGGUCCCAUCUCCUAUUAUGGAAGACGAAGAAAGUAUUGGCUCUGCACAGCUUUCAAUUUCUGAGUCAGCGCAUUUUAACGUCUACAACAAUCAUUCAGAGUAUCAAGUAGCCGAAGAGGACGGACUUUCGGUGUGGGAGUGCAUCAAAAACGUGGAGACCUACUAUAAGGGGAUAGAGGGAGAGUGGCGCGACAUCUGCUUAAGACGACGGCGCCGAGCAGCAGUCAUGGCAGAGCAACGUCCCUCUUCCCUGUCUAAAGUACCUUUAGAUUCCUUUGAUGCCGCCUUUGGUCUUUUUCGUCCCCCAUCCCCGUCUACAGUACCUCCAGAAUUAUUUGAUGCCUUUAGUCUGAGUUUUUACUGGAGUGCGUCAGAGGAUAUACCAGACCCUUUCGCUGACGAGGUCUCCCUUGAAUCUUCCACGACCCAUUUCACGGCAUUGACGUUCCCGGGACGUGAAUUCGCUUUUCAGGACAUUCUUCGGCCUAGCCGCUUCCAACCACCCAGACAGAUCAAGAUCGCAUUCUAUAUCCCAGUAGAUGGUUUCACUUCUCCUAGUGAAUUCGAAACGCAAUGGAAUUUUAUUUCCAUUCAUGUUGCGGCACUCGCUCAGCAGGUUGCAUCACCUUGGCAGAAUAUUGUUGUUAUCAUCGAGGGACCUCCUAGGUGGAUUGGGGUUGAUCCUAAUAUCCUUAUGCUCUUCAGGAAUUUGGGGAUCCUGUUCGAAACAGAUCAGUCGAUUGAUUAUGUUGGCCGUGUCUCGCUGUAUCCGCCAUACCAUAUGGAACGUGAUGAGAUUUUUGAGCGACCGAUCCUUGGCACUAUAUAUGAGCGUACAGUGCAGCCAACAACUCAUUCCUAUAGAGGCUGUUUUGAGAAUAUUCUAAUUCCUACACCACUACAGGUAAUAGCAGUGGCGCCACAUCAGUACCGAAACGACCCGACACAUCAUAAUCUGCAGUAUUAUGACAACUGGGCUGUAGCUGUUUGUAAUGUUUUGAAACCAGAGUUCAUAGUCACUCUGCCUUACCCUGAAAUGGCAAAGACUCCCCAUCCAAACCGAUUUCUUAGGGAUCUUUGGAGGUGCCGCACCCGAUUUAGCAACUCAAAGCAUGAGCAUGUCAAUCAAUGUGUCCUGCUUACACCCUUGGAGUUUCAAACGGGCCGCGUGGGGAUAAGGCCGGUGAGGAGCAGAGUUGGACUUCUCAACCGUAAACCCAGCCUGGAGAAUGAUGUCUCGAGCCUUUCUACCCAGUCCGACAUCGAGAUACUGCCGCAUCCCGAGCAACCCACCACGGCUGUAGAGCACGUCGAUGGACUUCUCAAGGAGCCGCUGCCGCAUCCCAAACAAUCCACCACGUCUGCAGAGCACGUCGUUGGCUUUAGGUCUCAGCCAGAGUCAACUGCAAGGAAUACACCUCCUGUUGAAAAUUGGAAUUAUAUUUACAUUUUAUCUGGCUUAGUUAUCUCUUAUAUUAUAUUAUUCUCUACCUUUUAUACCUAUAUUUUAUUUAGUUUAGUUUUCUUUUAUAUUAUAUAUAUCUUUCUUUUAGUAUAA